AUGGCGUUGAUUGUCGACAAGCAUCGGCCACGGUCUCUGGACCAACUCUCGUAUCACACAGAGCUCUCUGAGCGGCUUAGAUCACUUGCCCAAAGUGGCGACUUUCCUCACCUCCUCGUGUACGGACCAUCCGGCGCUGGCAAGAAGACCCGCAUCGUCGCGACGCUCAAGGAGCUUUUCGGCCCCGGCGUGGAGAAGAUCAAGAUCGACGCGCGCGUGUUCCAGACGACGUCCAACCGCAAGCUCGAGUUCAACAUCGUCGCUUCCGUCUACCACCUCGAGAUCACGCCCAGCGAUGUGGGCAACUACGACCGUGUGGUGGUGCAGGACCUGCUCAAGGAGGUCGCGCAGACCCAGCAGGUCGACCAGGCCGCUAGGCAGCGUUUCAAGGUCGUCGUCAUCAACGAGGCCGACCACCUGACGCGCGACGCGCAGGCGGCCCUCAGACGGACGAUGGAGAAGUACAGCCCCAACCUGCGCCUGAUCCUGCUGGCCAACUCGACGGCCAACAUCAUCGCGCCCAUACGCUCGCGGACCCUGCUGGUGCGGGUUGCGGCCCCUACGCACGAGGAGAUAUGUGCGGUCCUGGCAUCGUCGGCUAAUAAGGAGGGCUGGCCUGUGGUCAAGGGUCUGCACCAGCGCAUAGCGGAGGAGAGUGGACGGAAUCUGCGCCGGGCUUUGCUGAUGUAUGAGGCGGUUCAUGCGCAAAAUGAGAAGGUCACCGAUUCGACGCAACUGCCACCCCCGGACUGGGAGGCUCUCAUCCACCAAAUUGCCAGAGAAAUCAUGGAGGAGCACACACCAGCCAGGGUGCUGGUGGUUCGGGCGAAGCUCUACGAUCUCCUCUCGCACUGCAUCCCGGCUACAACCAUCCUCAAGACUCUCACAUUCAAGCUCCUGCCCUUGAUCGACGAUGCCCUGAAAGCCGACGUCAUAAAAUGGUCAGCCUUCUACGAGCACCGGAUCAAGACAGGGACCAAGGUCAUAUUCCAUCUGGAAGCGUUCGUUGUGAAGUUCAUGCGGAUAUUAGAGAUGUACCUGAUGAGCAUGGACUUUUGA
Messenger RNA from Diaporthe citri, 1059 nucleotides. RefSeq lists its product as uncharacterized. Gene Ontology annotation, cellular component: Rad17 RFC-like complex; nucleus; DNA replication factor C complex. The transcript has 3 exons. Lineage: Eukaryota; Fungi; Ascomycota; Sordariomycetes; Diaporthales; Diaporthaceae. Gene Ontology annotation, molecular function: ATP hydrolysis activity; DNA clamp loader activity; DNA binding. Bases 1 to 1059 code for a protein of 352 amino acids. Gene Ontology annotation, biological process: DNA repair; DNA-templated DNA replication. The record is from RefSeq and is a predicted model, not a curated record.